AUGCACGCCCCUAGAAAUUCCUGCCUCAAAAUGAACUCCUGUGCAGGGCUGAUUCUCAUCCUGCUGGGAUUGUUUUUAAAGGCUUCUUCAGAGGAAAUAUCAACAAAUGCCUACUAUCUGGAGCUUCACAUAGAAGCAGCAGCCUAUGAGAAUUUUACAGAGCUGCUUAAAAAACUAAAUUUAAAUGUCUCUCAAGACCAGAAUACUGCAACUGUACAAAACAUUAGCAUAACAACAGAAUGUAACAGUACCUCCUCAGGACAGGUAAAUUGUUCUUGCAAUGAAAACUACACUUGGAGUGAUGAAGUGUGUAAGAACUACACCCAAUGCUGUACAAACGACCAAAACAAUAAACUGUGCACAUUUAAAACUCCAAACCCCAGGGCUAUGUGUCUACAUAAAAAUACAGUUCUAGUCAAUGGAUCAUUUACCGUCCUUGAUGAACCAUAUGUCCGUUACUUUGAUGAUCCUGCAAGUAAACAAUAUCAAGACUUUGUCAAGAACUACACUGAAAAGCUGGAAACCAUUUACAGUCGAUUGACCUGGUUUGACACACUGAAGAUUACAAAACUCAGACAGGGCAGUGUAAUUGGCGAAUUUUGGAUGAUGAUAACUUCUCCAGAAAUAUUUGUUUCAAAAGAUCUGGAGAAUGCAACUUUAACUUUGCAAUAUACCAGCAAUGCAACUUUCGACCUUAAUGUAACAGGAUUUGUAAAAAUGACCAUGAAUCCAGCAUUCCAGAAAACACUUAAGUAUGGUGUUUCUCUCAAUAUAACAUGUACUACACCAGAAAAUUUGGGUAAACCCGAGUGGCUCUUCCAACAAAAUGCAUCAAACCCGAAGCAGAUUACAAGUGGUCUUGAAUCUACAGUGACUAAUAGUGAUUGCAGCAGCACUGUUUAUAUUAAGGCAACUACAGAAGUCUGGAAAGGAACAUAUAAAUGUUCAUACACAAAAUCUAACAUAAGAUAUAUUGCCAGUCAAUAUUUGGACAUAGCACUGUUGCCCAGAAUUUUUAGUACAAGUGACCCCCAAUUUCCAGACUGUACACAGAGCCAAAAAAGGUUUCAAAUAAAAGUUCAAUGUAUAGUUCCUGACGCAGGAGAAGACUACCAAAUUGACUGGAAUGACAAUGGAAAUUCCAUGAAUGGAAAGUCCAUUACAAAGGAGCAACCUGCACUUCUAGGAAAUGGACUGAUUUCUUACCAAGCCUAUAAAAUUAUUUAUUGUGAUGAAAAUAAGGAGAACACUUCAGCUACAUGUACAUUUAAAAAUAGAAACAAUCAGACUGCUAAUGCCACAAUAAACAUUAAUAUCAUAUAUGCAACCACAAAGGUUUGCCCGAAAAACAGUGAAUGGGCAACUGCAAAGGCUGGAUUCACUGCAGAGAAGUUAUGUGAUUUCGGCUCUGUUGGUCUAAAAACAAGAAACUGCUUAUCAAAUGGCCAGUGGGACAAUGUAACCUCUAUGUGUGUAACCCGAGACCUCAGUGACCUUUUGAAUGAUGCUAAGGACCUCCAAAGAGGACUUGGGAUUGUUAAGGAAAAUGCAUACAAUAUAUUUGAUCGUUUGAGGAUAUCAACUGAACAGCAAACUGUAAACUCGUUUGCAAAUGUUAAUGCUUCUGUGGACGUUCUGGCAACCAUAACCAAUGCAUCUAAAAUACAGGACUCUCAAUGGGAUGCGAAAGUGCUCUCUGUUAUUGCGAAAUCUACAAGCAAUCUUUUGAAUGGCAGCCUAAAUGACAGCUGGAAAAGUUAUAACGUGAAUGAAAGUUUGGCUAGUACAUAUCUAAAAGCUAUAGAAGACGUCAUAAAUCAAACAUAUCUACCUACAGGACACACUGACAAUGACCUUAUACAAGAAAAUGUACAAAUAACUAUAUAUAAAGGAUCUGAUGCAAAUUCAACAUCUAUCAACAGUUUCAAGGUCAAUGCCACUUGUCAAAGUAACUCUCCCACUGUGCAAACUGCAAUCAAGAAUCUUGCAAGCAAGUUACCAAACAAUCUCAACAAACAAGAAACAGAUCCAAGUGAUAUCAUAUUAUCUGUUAUUGCUGACAAUUGUAACAAAAUCAAACUUGAGCUUCGGAAAGACAGACUCCCAAAUCAUGAAAUGUACUGUGUGUUUUGGAAUUUUAACACAUCUCAGUGGUCUGACGAAGGGUGUAAAUGGGGAGGUGUAGACAAUCCAAAUAUCUGUGAAUGUCAACACUUAUCUGCUUUUACAAUUCUGAUGGCUAAAGAGCCUAUUAAGUUAUUGUACAACGAAGAGCUAACGUACGCAGGACUGGGUCUCUCAAUCGGUUCUCUCACUCUGUGUUUAGUCAUUGAGUUUUUAGUGUGGAAUGCAGUGGUUAAGUCCAAUAUUGCCCACUUUAGGCACACUGUCUUGGUCAAUAUAAUGGUUUCUUUGUUAAUAGCAGACUGCAGUUUUCUGGCAAGCCCGACUCCAUCCUCAAACCCCUCAAACUGGUGUUUGUCUCUUACAGUUAUGAAGCAUUUUUGCUACUUGGCUGUUUUUUUCUGGAUGAUGUGUCUAGGUUUGGGUCUCCUGCACCAAGUAAUAUUUGUUUUUGUUCACUUGAGGAAAAAGGUGUACUUGGGAUUAUGCUUUUUCCUUGGCUAUGUCUGCCCUUUACUCAUUGUAGUAGUUACUUUCAUCUCUCAUAACAAUGGUGCUACUGGGAGCUACUAUUCUACAGAAACCUGUUGGUUGAUGUAUAAGGGUGUGUUGAAAGGGUCAAUCUAUGCUUUUCUUUUACCAGUGUUUGUAAUUGUGUUUGUGAACAUGUUCACCAUGGCUAUAGUCAUCAGCAGGAUCCUAAAACCCACUUUAUCAGAAGGAAGCAGUCAUGAUGAGAAGGAGGUUGCGAGAAGCAUUGUUAAAACAGUUGUCCUCCUCACGCCUACCCUUGGAAUAACCUGGAUUCUGGGACUUUUUAUGCAGAUGCUUGACCUCACAAAGCAACCUUAUGCCCAAAUUGUGAAUUAUGCUUUUACCUUUUUCAACUCCUUUCAGGGCUUCUUCAUACUUCUUACAGGAUGUUUUGGAGAGAAAAGGGUUCGAGAUGCUCUGCUUAAACGUUUAAGAUCACAGCAAUCUGUGAACUACAAAAGUGAGAGCUCAACAAGAAUGACAUCAAUUACUAAACAGAAGUAACUUCAUUGCUUUGCAAAGGUUUUCCUGGUCCAUAUGCGGUUUGUCUGUACUUGGUGACAAAUUUCAAGACUGUGCAGCUAUAAAACAGUGUGGCUUACUUUUGUCUU
Messenger RNA from Astyanax mexicanus (Mexican tetra), 3269 nucleotides. Its product is annotated as adhesion G-protein coupled receptor F3. Gene Ontology annotation, molecular function: G protein-coupled receptor activity. The coding region runs from base 1 to 3162 and encodes 1053 amino acids. The transcript has 18 exons. The record is from RefSeq and is a predicted model, not a curated record. NCBI's taxonomy places the organism in Eukaryota, Metazoa, Chordata, Actinopteri, Characiformes, Acestrorhamphidae. Gene Ontology annotation, biological process: cell surface receptor signaling pathway; G protein-coupled receptor signaling pathway. Gene Ontology annotation, cellular component: membrane.